ACUCCUCAAAUCGUGAUUCUUCCAGAUCGUGAAUAUCAUCUCUCUCGGUCUCUCGAUUUCUCGCUUGGUUCUGUUAAUCGAUCUCUUCCCCGCCGUUUCUUUCGUACUCGCAGAUGGCGUGGGUGUGGCUGGAAGCGGCUCUGCCUCUAGGGAUCAUAGCUGGAAUGCUUUGUGUCAUGGGGAAUUCGCAGUACUAUAUCCAUAAAGCUUAUCACGGCCGGCCGAAGCACAUUGGUCACGACGAGUGGGACGUUGCCAUGGAAAGACGCGACAAGAAGGUCAUGGGCGACUCGUCCUGAAUCCCGAUCCCGUUCACAGUGGGGGCUUAAGGUUGAAAAUUUGAAGAAGAAGAAGAAGAAGCUGUAAUAAUAAUAGACGGAUCCUUUCUCUGUUUUUUUUCCUUUGACGUUUGUCGACUCGUGUACUUGCUAUCAAAAUAAAAUAAAUUUUUUGAUAAUUAUAUAAAAA
Molecule: messenger RNA, 468 nt
Organism: Tarenaya hassleriana
Lineage: Eukaryota; Viridiplantae; Streptophyta; Magnoliopsida; Brassicales; Cleomaceae
Product: NADH dehydrogenase [ubiquinone] 1 alpha subcomplex subunit 1-like
Exons: 4
Coding region: 114-299 (61 amino acids)
Source: RefSeq, a predicted model, not a curated record